Molecule: messenger RNA, 1379 nt
Organism: Mus pahari (shrew mouse)
Lineage: Eukaryota; Metazoa; Chordata; Mammalia; Rodentia; Muridae
Gene: Dusp11
Product: dual specificity phosphatase 11
Exons: 9
Coding region: 124-1092 (322 amino acids)
Biological process (GO): protein dephosphorylation
Molecular function (GO): protein tyrosine/serine/threonine phosphatase activity; polynucleotide 5'-phosphatase activity
Source: RefSeq, a predicted model, not a curated record
UCGACGCGUCGCGUUCCUUUGCCGGCGCCUCUGGAUCCGGCGGCGUCUUCUGGCCGCCCUGAAGUCGCCACUUUGGCCGCUCUGGCACGCCUGGCGUUGGGUGGGCGGCAUCUCUGCGCCCACAUGAACCAGCAUUAUGGCCGACACGGUCGCGGUCGGGGCCGGGACUUUGCUGCCUGUGCCCCACCCAAGAAGAAGGGCAAAAACCACAUCCCCGAAAGGUGGAAAGACUAUCUCCCAGUUGGGCAACGGAUGCCUGGGACUCGUUUCAUUGCUUUCAAAGUUCCUUUGCAAAAAAAAUUUGAAGCAAAGCUUAUGCCAGAAGAAUGCUUUUCCCCUUUGGAUCUGUUUAAUAAAAUUCAAGAACAAAAUGAAGAACUUGGAUUGAUCAUCGAUUUAACAUAUACUCAGCGCUAUUAUAAAGUAGAGGAUUUACCAGAAACUAUUUCUUACAUAAAAAUUUUUACAGUUGGUCAUCAGAUACCCGAUAAUGACACUAUCUUUCAGUUCAAAUGUGCAGUUAAAGAGUUUUUAAAGAAAAAUAAAAACAAUGACAAACUUAUUGGUGUCCACUGCACCCAUGGCUUGAAUAGGACUGGCUACCUCAUUUGCAGAUAUUUGAUUGAUGUAGAAGGCAUGAGGCCAGAUGAUGCAAUUGAAUUGUUCAACAGCUGCCGGGGGCACUGCAUAGAAAGGCAGAACUACAUUGAAAACCUGCAGAAACGUCGUGUCAGAAAGAACCGGAAUGUUAGUGCACCCAGGUCAGGUGGCCUUGAAGACUUGGCAGAUCCUACAGAGCAAGUCCACACCACCAACAAACCUGUGAAAAAAAGAUCGAGGAAGAACCGGCAUGGUGGUCAUCUGGCAUCUUCCCAGCAUUUCCAUCCUCAGACCCAGAGCUCACCGUACUCAUUCAGAAAAUGGUCACAAAAUCAGAGUGUUUACCAGAGAGGCCUUGUCCCUCCUCCUGGUCCAGCUGGAGAGGACUAUUCACAAAGAAGAUUCUUCUGGAGUGCGAGGCCAAAUAAGAAGUGGAUUGCUGAUAGUUACCAGAGACCUUUCUACCCAUACUACUGGGAAUGGAACCUGUGAGGCACACUCUGGCUGGACUAUUGUCGGGCCACCUGAGAUCAGAGCUGGACAGAAGACAGCCGAAUGACUUUUAAUAAAAUCAGGUCAAAAGAAUUUAAAAAACUUUUUGAACAUUUUUAACUUUUUAAACUGUUGUACUAUUCCCUCAUAUAUGUUAGAGUGUAGGUGAAUCCCCUUGCUUUUUACCUCUGUGCUGGCGGACGCAGUGACUCCGGCAGUCCAGAACACCUCCAUUCCAGGCCUCAACUUUUCUCAGAGUUCUGAAUAGAUAACAAAUUCUAAAUUGC